This is a messenger RNA of Archocentrus centrarchus (flier cichlid), 1246 nucleotides long. RefSeq names its product COPI coat complex subunit epsilon (gene cope). Gene Ontology annotation, cellular component: COPI vesicle coat. Gene Ontology annotation, biological process: retrograde vesicle-mediated transport, Golgi to endoplasmic reticulum; intra-Golgi vesicle-mediated transport; endoplasmic reticulum to Golgi vesicle-mediated transport. Gene Ontology annotation, molecular function: structural molecule activity; protein binding. Lineage: Eukaryota; Metazoa; Chordata; Actinopteri; Cichliformes; Cichlidae. Bases 22 to 966 code for a protein of 314 amino acids. The transcript has 10 exons. The record is from RefSeq and is a predicted model, not a curated record.
CAAAACGUAAGAAGGUGACGUAUGUGUGCUACGUGUCCAGGAAGUUUUAUAGUCAACAUGGCGGCGCAGCAGGGAGAUGUUGAUGAGCUUUUCGAUGUGAAAAAUGCAUAUUACAUUGGCAGCUAUCAGCAGUGUAUCAAUGAGGCGCAGAAAGUGAAGCCGUCGUCACCGGAAAAGGAGACUGAAAGGGACAUGUUUUUGUAUAGAGCCUACAUCGCCCAGAGGAAGUAUGCUGUUGUCCUGGAUGACAUCAAGGCCAACUCUCCCCCCGAGCUGCAGGCCGUGAAGAUGUUUGCUGAGUAUUUGUCGAGUGAAAACAAAAGAGAUGCUAUCGUUGCCGAUUUGGACAAAAAGAUGGCAAAGAGCGUGGAUGCUGCCAACACCACCUUCCUCCUCAUGGCUGCCUCCAUCUAUUACCAUGAGAUGAACACUGAUGCUGCCCUCAGGACUCUGCACCAAGGAGAAAGCCUGGAGUGUAUGGCCAUGACCAUUCAGGUGCUUCUGAGUUUGGAUCGUGUUGACCUUGCGAGGAAAGAGCUGAAGAAGAUGCAGGAGCAGGAUGAAGAUGCUACUCUGACCCAGCUAGCAACAGCCUGGGUUAACAUUGCUGUGGGUGGAGAUAAGCUGCAGGAUGCCUACUACAUUUUCCAGGAGAUGUCUGACAAGUACUCUUCUACACUGUUGCUCCUCAAUGGCCAGGCGGCCUGCUACAUGGCUCAAAACAAGUGGGAGGAAGCUGAGGGAGUGCUACAGGAGGCUCUUGAUAAGGACAGCAGUCAUCCUGAGACACUGAUCAACCUGAUAGUGCUGACUCAGCACUUGGGCAAAGCUCCUGAGGUAACCAAUCGCUACCUGUCCCAGCUAAAAGAUGCACACAGAGCCCACCCAUUCCUCAAAGACUAUUUAGCCAAGGAGAAUGAGUUUGACAGGCUAUCAAUGCAGUACGCUCCCACAGCUACAGCGUAGAGCAUCUGCUUUUACCGAGGAGGCAGCCUAACAAUGGACGGACUUUAGUUUAACACCACAGAAUCAGCUUCUCUCUCCCCUCUCUCACUUUGAUAUUUGUUUUAUUUUUACUUGGAAAUUUUGGCUGUAUUAUUUAAACCACACUAGAUGUCACAAUUUCCCGUGGGGUCAGACCAAACGUGUCUUUGCUUUGGUAUCAGUUCUUUAGAAAUUUACAACACAUCUGUGUGUAACGCAAGCAUUCAUUUGAGAUGAAAAUAAUAAACGUGUAUUGCCUGAG